AUGUCAAGUUUGCCGAUUCUUGUCAUUCUCUGCUUGCUCUUUGAGUCCGCCCUUAACAAGCCGUCAAGAGAUGUGGCUUCAGGUAAACUGGUAACGAAUGUAGGAAGUGGCGAGACGUUGGUUCAAUUAACCGAUCCAGAUAAUUCAAAUGGCAGCUACGCCUACAAUUUUGGCGAAGAACUCCUCGUCCACCUUCUCAAUAAAUUUUACAUCACUUCAUUCGUUUUACUAUCGCCUGGCUCUUUUCCAAGUGGUGUGGUGGCAACUCUGAAAAGUGAUCUGCCGGGCUAUAGUGACUGCAGAACCGACAGCUCUGCCGUAAGGAGUGGCAAUACCCUGCUAGCUGACUUUAUGGAGGUGACGAUGUUUCUCGGCUGCUUUCUGAAUGUAGUGGUGGUGGCCGGCAGUAGGACGACGGUCGGCAGUGUCAACGAGUGCAGGACUGCUUGUUCGUUUUCUGAUAAAGUGGCUCUCAAAGUCUCUUACCUAAUUACUACUGCCAACGAGUUUGUAACUGAAACCGAGCAUGGCUGCCAUGAUCCACCGCCGGCAUCGUUCUUAAAACGCAUAACUGGAACUAGCUGUAUGUCGUUUUGUAGUGAGAACGGUUAUUACUUCAGACAUGUAGACAGAGGGGCCUGCUUCUGCGGAAGUUAUCUUCCUCCCGACGUCCGUCUACUUGCAUGCAAAGCCACGGAUAGUGAAACAAUCAGAAUUCAUCACGUGCCACCACCUUCUUGUUCAAGUAGUUUACCAAAUAGUUUGUGCCAGGGAUGUUCGCGGGAUUAUAUACCUCCGGAAUGCUUAUUAAAAAGAUGUGUCACAAUGGUUAAUAGGCACUGUCACUAUGACAAUCUCGGUGCCCUCGGUCCAGUUACUAGUCAACCUUGCCAAAAAUCUCAAAUUUUGGAAUUGGGUGUUUGUAACCCAGUAAACGAGUCUCAGAACUAUGAAAUAGUCAAUAUAGCCUAUCGGAAAGUCGUUUUAAAUUUGCACACUGAAACUGUGCGUAUCCUGAAUUUUGAUUUUGUUCCAUCAUUUUUAGGGUACAUAACUUCAUUUGAUAACGCAGACUUUUUAUGA
Helobdella robusta is the source of this 1083-nucleotide messenger RNA. RefSeq lists its product as hypothetical. The coding region runs from base 1 to 1083 and encodes 360 amino acids. The transcript is spliced from 9 exons. The record is from RefSeq and is a predicted model, not a curated record. Lineage: Eukaryota; Metazoa; Annelida; Clitellata; Rhynchobdellida; Glossiphoniidae.